AUGUCAGGUUCGUUGCGUCUUUGUCUAACGGUUUCAAUUUUGUUGUGUCUUGGUAUAAUUUAUUGGUUUUGUUUCAUUUUCUUUCUUCUCAUCUUGUGGUUUCAUUUACACCUUUUUGUUAGAUUUUUGUUCUCUUACUAGAUUUUUCUUUUUCAAAUACACAUAUAUAUAUAUAUUUUUUCAAAUAACGUCAAUUAUAAACUAACAGCAUGUGUAUAUGUAUACGUAUCCUUGAAUAGACUCAUUAUUCGUAUUAUUUUACUUUUAGAGAGCAGAAAUAAGAGAAGAGAAAGGGCGGGUCAGGAAAGGUUAUGACCGGGACGGGCUUUUGUCAAGUGCGCAGAUGUUUUUUUUGUUGUUGUGGUAUGGCACCCUUCUGUUGAUGAGUAACUUUGUCACCUUUUUGUGUGUGUUGAGUCACUUCACAGGUCUAAAAUCCCACCAAAAUCUGUUUUCUCUGCAAUUGUUCGUCAGCGUGUUGCGUAUACACGCACGCUUAAAAAAAUGUGUGCGUUAGAGCGCAUUUUCUUCUUUUAUUUUGUGGGUUUAGACUCUAACUUUAGAGGAGCCUGUAUUUUCCACUUCGUGCAGAGUGCGGAAGAAAAAACCGCGAAAUUUUAUAAGACUGGCAACCAGCCAACUGUUGGGUCCUGAAGCGAUGGUCCAUGUUCCUUUGAACGAUUCUUAUUCACGGUUUUUUUUGUCUGCGUCGCGUUUUCUCUAUUUGUUCGUCCCAACACAUGAUUGAAACGCAGAGGUAAAACAUGGGCUGAGUUGAUACUAUUCCACGUAGAAGAUAUUUGUGAAUCGGAAUAAUCCCAUAAAAUCUAUCAUUAGUGCUUUUUUGCCCGGCUGUUGUUGUUGUUGUUAGUUGAAAAAACAUACAUACACAAACACACACACUCUCGCCAAAAGAUGGCCAAUUCAGAUAAGGAAAAUGAGAAGGAGAAGAAGAAAAAAAAACAUUUUGUUUUGUCUGUUUUUUCUUCUCCCAUUCGUAACACUUGCGGUUUCUGAUUACUUGUUCGUGUUCUCUUUUCUCUCUGCCUCAAAAAAAAAAGAACACUUACCAUUGUGAUUUAUUGGCGCUUUGGUGUUUGUUUUGCGGUUUCAUAGCAUUUGUUGCCAUCCAUUCUGUUUUGAAAUCGAGCAAUUCUCAUUUUCGCUACUUCUUUCGCACUAGAAUCGUACAAUAUUAUAAUUAUUUUUAUUGUUUCAGAUCAAAACGGGUUCUACAUCGUGAGUUUUUUGGUUCGAUUCGACGCGCUACCAAUAAAUUCACUUAUUUUUCUUUUAAUCAUGGCGACGAAACGAAAAGUUGAAGUAUCCCAAAUCAAACAUUUAACACCACUAGAUCUUGUAUUAGAGUGAGUUCUAAAUCUACAUUUUAAAUAAUUUCAAUCUCAAAAAAUGAUUACAGAUUCACAUCUGUCCAUCCGGUAUUUCAUGAAAGUUUCAAGUCACUAUGCAACACCAUCUUCACACAUUCUGGACCAUUCUGCUUGGCUCACCGACAUUAUAUCGCAAUUAUGGCCGCAACGCGUCACAAUUGCGAUUUUCUUGUCGAAUAUCACAAAGCAAUGUAUUUGAGAUGCAACGGUGAUUCGGAAUGGUUGAAAGGAUUGAAUCACGCCGAUAUUCGAUUCGGUCUUUUGGACGAAUUGAAUCGUUAUAUGGCACAUCAACCGUGGAUGAUUAGUGCGGAUUUGAUUCAGAAGUUGGUUGGUCGCGGAACUCCGGAUGCUGAGAAGACGUUCACAUUGACUGAAUUGAAUCAUGCAGCGAUUAUUAUGUCUGUUGUUCACAAUAUGGUUUCAUUUAUUCGUGCGAUCAAUUUGGAUAAUAAACAAAUGUAAGAAUUUAUUAUUGUCGUGGCGAAAUAUCAGUUCGUCAGUCGCGUGCGGCUCUGCGCCGCGGUUUUGUUUCCCGACCGCGACGCAGAGCCGCACGCGACUGACGGAGAAAUGUUUUUAUUCAUUUUUUUUACGGCAGCUAAAUACCCAUAUCAAUAUUUCAUUUUUUUCAGAGAACUCGUUGCUGUGAGUUUGGAGCGAUUCUACGACGAUGAUGCGGUCACAUCAUCCUGUGAAGUUGAGAAAAUCUUGAAUCACAUGGAUCGCAUGGACAAAUUUGUAACAAAACCGACAAGCCCAAAUUGUGCGAGUUUUGAUUUGACUGGAGGAGAAUCGCCAGAAUCUCCAUCGGAAGAAGAGGACAGUUCAAACGAUGGAUUACUCUCAUUCCAACCGCAAUACGGUUAUGUUGAUUUCCAAAAACGUUCGGAUAAAAAUGUCAAGGAUUUCAAGAUUCAUGAAUUCACAUGGGAUCACAGUUUCAAUGUUAUCAGUGAAUUCGCAUAUGAAAGUGCGAGUUCUGUCGAUGCAAUGAUCGAUCAUAUUCAUAAACUCACUUACAACUUUAUUGGAAAAUUCGGGGAUAUUGAUACAACAAAAUAUCGAUUGGCUGUUUGGAAUUAUAUUCAAUUGAUAUUUGGUAUCAAACAUGACGACUACAAUUAUUCCAAUGUAUGUUUUUCAUUUUAUCUUUUAAGAGGGAUGUUGUUGAAAAGGUUGUCUGCAAAUAUUCGUCACCGUGUUACGCGUAAAAUCUGCAAACACGCACAAAUAAAAUAUGUGCAUUAGAGCGCAUUUAUACUCGUUAUACGUUAUAAUACCCACUUCGCUCGAAAAAAAUUGGCGAUAGAAAGAUUCCAACCCUUUGAAAAAUAAUAUGUAGCGUAAUUCAAAAUGCUUAUAAAUAUUUUUCAGACCAAUCUCUUGAUGGAUCGACAAACCAAAACCUACAUCAAAAACACGGCAUGUUUCCCACAAAGAGUCAAUGAUGAUUAUCUGAGAUGUAUGCAUGGAUUCAAAGAUUCCGAGAAACUCCAUGUUGUCAUAAUCGUUUUCGUCGCUCGCAUGGAAUCUCAACUUCUCCAUUUCGGCCGUGCUCUUUGCAACUAUAAUUCAAGAACUAUGGCGAAAAAAGGAUAUCGUCGCCCAUUGGAUUGA
This is a messenger RNA of Caenorhabditis angaria, 3011 nucleotides long. NCBI's taxonomy places the organism in Eukaryota, Metazoa, Nematoda, Chromadorea, Rhabditida, Rhabditidae. The record is from the annotation of a GenBank genome assembly.